AUGCGAUGUUUCCAAGCCAUUUUUGGCUCCAGCUUCGAAGAGCACCGUUGCAGCUGCCCUUUCCAGCGAACCACGAUGAUGCAGCCGCUGCAGCCUGCGCAGCGUCGGCGUGGCCACCAAACGCGGCUUCUUGGCUUUGGGGCUCCGGUGCUGAUAUUGAUGCUCACUCGUUCUGGCCUUCUUCAUAGCGCCUUUGAUUCAUGGUGGCCCGGGAUCAAGCGUCCGCCUCUCCAGCAGGCAGACGACUGCAUGGCGACUGUGGAAGACUUCCGCGGAUGCUUGAACAAGGACAUUGUGGGCAGAGAAUCGCUCAAGGAGAAGCUGAUAGAACAGUAUGAGCUUGCUCAACAACACCAGAAGAUGCGCGCUCAAGGAGGCCAGACGCCCCCUCUGCAUUUCGUUCUGACAGGUAACCCGGGAACGGGCAAGACGAUGGUAGCUCGGAAGCUGGGUGACAUCUUCAAGCAGUUUGGUUUGCUCACCACAGGUGCAGUCAAGGAGUUUCAGCGUGGGGAGUUGGUCUCGGACGAUAAAGGGAGGAUAGCCGAAGCGGAGGGAGGCAUUUGCUUCAUCGAUGAGGCGGAGAGGCUCGUAAACAACCCCAACCCUAUCGGGAGAGACGCGUUGGAGGAAAUCAUGGCCCUGCUGGGUGAGGCAAAAAAUGUCAUGGUGAUUUUUGCAGGUUACCGCAAGGAUAUCGUGAAGCUGUAUGGUAUCAACGAAGGCCUGGAGAGGAGGAUCCAUAUGGAAAUUCAUCUAGACGACUACAAGCCCGAGGAGUUGGCGAGAAUCUUCACUGACAAGUUUGAAGGCAAAUUUCAAGGAGGAAAUGAUAAUGUUAAGUACAAAAUUAAUCGCACCGCAGCAGAAGAGACACUCCUGACGAAGUUCAAUACAGAGUUGAUGCGGCAACUCAUUCCGCGCUACAAUGCCGGCUUGGUUGAUCAUCUCUUCAAUCAUGUGGCCACAGAGAUUGCAAGAAAGGAACCUGCAGUCAAAGACACAAAGGACAGCAAGUGGCUGGAGACGGAGGAUCUGGAGAAAGCCUGUGAAAAGUUGGAGCAGCGACUCAAGGAGCGGCAGGAUUGGCUCAGUCGCUAG
Molecule: messenger RNA, 1101 nt
Organism: Symbiodinium necroappetens
Lineage: Eukaryota; Dinophyceae; Suessiales; Symbiodiniaceae
Source: the annotation of a GenBank genome assembly